Sitodiplosis mosellana (orange wheat blossom midge) is the source of this 1302-nucleotide messenger RNA. RefSeq lists its product as uncharacterized. Gene Ontology annotation, cellular component: myosin complex; actin cytoskeleton; vesicle. The record is from RefSeq and is a predicted model, not a curated record. Bases 1 to 1302 code for a protein of 433 amino acids. Gene Ontology annotation, molecular function: actin filament binding; microfilament motor activity; ATP binding. NCBI's taxonomy places the organism in Eukaryota, Metazoa, Arthropoda, Insecta, Diptera, Cecidomyiidae. The transcript has 4 exons. Gene Ontology annotation, biological process: actin filament organization; vesicle transport along actin filament.
AUGCAGAUGUAUAGAAUAUUGGCAGCAAUCCUACAUUUGGGAAAUAUUGAGUUUGAGGAAAAAUUAUCAGAAAAGUGUGAAAUAUCCGAACUAUCUAGAGUUCAUUUGGAACAAAGUGCACGCCUUUUGAAAAUUGACGAAAACAUUUUAAAAUCAGCUUUGCUAACGCGUAGUAUUAUAGUAAAUGGUUCGGAUAUCAUUAUGGAUUUAAGCGUAUCUCAAGCAACCAAAGCAAAGAACUUCUUAUCAAAAUGUUUAUAUGAACGUCUAUUCCAAGAAGUUGUGUUUGCGAUUAAUGUAAACGUAUCUAGAAACCUAUCCAAACAACAACAAACACAAAUGAAAGAGUGCUCAUUUCUGCGAUGCAUUAAACCAAAUGAAGAACAAUGCUCUAAUGUAUUCAACGAAGACUUGGUUUUAUCUCAACUGAUUUCAACAGGCUGUGUUGCAUAUCAACAGCUAAUGCGUCUGGGCUAUCCGUAUCAUAUGAAUAUCGAUGAUUUAUUUAAUCAAUUCAAACAAAAUCAAAAUGUGGAAUUUUCGAAAUGCAUUUCCACAAAUCAAAAGCUUGAACAAAAGGAAUUUUACGGUCUGUUACUUCGAUCAUGCGGAUUAAAAUGGAUUGAUUUUCGGCUUGGAAACAAAAAACUAUUUUUGCGUAAUGGAAAAAUUAAUACACUGACUGAAAAACUGAAGGGCGAUUUCCAAAUUAUCAUAAAUCGUUACAAGACACUUAAGAUGUUACGUGCCAAAUGGCGUUUUGCGAUCUUGAUCAUGAUACGUCUAUGUAAAAUUUGGAAAAAGAGACCAAUUCGAGAUGACUUUAUGAUUACGUCUCCAGAUGCUACUGCGAUUGGGAAUUUAGAAAGUGAAGACAUUUGUCCAAGUCAUGGUCCAAGUACUAGUCAAAAUAAGUUAAAAAAGAGGAAACUUAAUACUAAAACCAGAAGUACAGUUGAAUCAAAGCAAGCCAAGACGUCGCCUACGCAAGUGACACGUCCAUUACGUGAAAACUAUCGUACAACAAUCACAAUUCCUUUUAUAAAUUCUUCGGGUGGAGGUAAAUAUCCAGAAACCAUAACAACUGAAGAGAGUUUACGAAACUUGCUUCAUCGAGAACAAGAACAGCAUUCACAAUUAAAGUUAGAUUACAAUAAACUGCAAAAAAGAAAUCUAAACCUCAUGGCGAAUUUGAGUGAAUCUAAGGCUGAAAUCGAUCGACUAGUUGAAGAAAACAAAAGACUCAAAAACGCUAUAGAAACUAGUCAGCAUAACGUUCUUAAUGAUCACAUGUACUGUUGA